Molecule: messenger RNA, 1533 nt
Organism: Lynx canadensis (Canada lynx)
Lineage: Eukaryota; Metazoa; Chordata; Mammalia; Carnivora; Felidae
Gene: MORN1
Product: MORN repeat containing 1
Exons: 14
Coding region: 67-1518 (483 amino acids)
Cellular component (GO): cytosol
Source: RefSeq, a predicted model, not a curated record
AGAGGCUGGCCCACGAGCCAAUGGAAGAGAACUUUGCUGGUUGCUAAGGAAACCCCAAGCGGCAAGAUGGCAGCCGCCGGCCAUGGGAGCCCGAGCUCCAGCCUGCCUCGCCGGGACCCACCGAGGCCGCCGCGGGACGGUUAUGGUGUCUACGUGUACCCGAAUUCUUUCUUUCGAUAUGAAGGAGAAUGGAAAGGAGGAAAGAAACAUGGUCGGGGGAAGCUGCUGUUUAAAGAUGGGGGCUAUUACGAAGGCGAGUUCACGGACGGGGAGAUCACGGGGGAAGGCUGCCGGAUCUGGGCCUCAUCAGGGAACACCUAUUCGGGACAGUUUGUUUUGGGAGAACCUCAAGGACGUGGCGUCAUGAAGUACAAAGCUGGUGGAUGUUACGAAGGGGAGCUCUCCCACGGCAUGAGAGAAGGAUACGGGCGUCUGGUGGACCGGGACGGACAAGCCUACUGGGGGUGGUUCCAUGACAACCAGCGACACGGCCAAGGACACAUGGUCUUCCGGAACGGUGACGAGUACGAAGGCGACUGGGUCCGGGACCAGCGUCAGGGGCACGGGGUGCUGCGUUGUGCCGACGGCUCCACCUAUGAGGGACAGUGGCACGGUGACGUCUUCAGCGGCCUGGGCAGGAUGACCCUCUGCUCCGGGGCCGUCUACCGCGGGAUGUGGAUCAAUGGCCACCCGGCGGCACAAGCCAGGAGGAUCGUGAUUCUGGGUCCGGAGGUGAUAGACGUGGCCCAGGGGUCUUCCUUCGACUUGAACGUUCAGCUACAGCAGGACAGCGGGGAAGUUGCCGAGAGCGAGGAUGGCCGGGUUUUGAAGAUCUCGGCUGGCGUCAGGUACGUGCAGCUUCCGGCCUACUCAGAGGUCAGCUUUUUCAAAGUGGACAAGGACAACCCGGAGACACCCUUCCAGACCCCGUUUGGCUUUGAGUGCAUCGCCUAUCCUCUGUGGAGCCCCAAGUCUGGGCCCUUGGAGCCCAGAGCUGCCCUGGAAAGUGCCAGAGGAGAUCCACUGCUCCCCAGGGGAGACCGGGAGCCAGCAGCGGCAUCAGACACAUCUCGAGGCCAGAGGGACAUCCCCGGUGGCCCUCCCGGAGAAGCCCGGGGAUGCGAGCCCCACUGUCCUGAGGACUGCAGGCGAGUGGAACAAGGUUGUGCCCGGUUCUCGGACGUCUGCCUUGGGCCCCCCCCGCCCGGGUACAGCCCCAUCCUCUUCCUGGACGACCCCCGUGAGAAGGCAGGUGGCAGGCCCAGAGGGGGCCUGGGUCCCGGCAGGACGCCCACCACGCGGGACCCGCCAGGAGGCAGCAGGCCUGACGGGGCGGCCACCGCAGAGCCCGCGGCUGCGGCCUUCCCAGGGGAGUAUGUCGUCAUGAUCCGCGAUGUGACCGACCCUCCCUUCCUGGGCCACGUGCUGCCCACCGCCUUCAAACACCUUCGGGUCUCGGGGAAGGGGACGGACCGGCAGCCCCACAUCCCUGGAGAAGGCCCUGAAUCCCUGAGCUAGAAGAACCAUCCCCAU